This is a messenger RNA of Manduca sexta (tobacco hornworm), 6003 nucleotides long. RefSeq lists its product as uncharacterized. Gene Ontology annotation, cellular component: plasma membrane. The coding region runs from base 909 to 3575 and encodes 888 amino acids. The transcript is spliced from 19 exons. Lineage: Eukaryota; Metazoa; Arthropoda; Insecta; Lepidoptera; Sphingidae. The record is from RefSeq and is a predicted model, not a curated record.
GGGCUUCAAGAUCAAAAAUUUAUUGAAAGCGGAGGUAUCUCAUAUAUUCGCAAGUGCUGGAGAAGCGCAAUGUGGAGCAAUUAUCCCAUCGCAAUACCAGUCAAACCGAUGAAGAAACUCCCCGUUAAAGUAUCUAAGAAGUAAUUACUCCAUUGCAAUCGGUGCAAAAGCUACCCGUUACUGCAUUCAAGCGAAACGGAAUGCAAGACCAGGAGCAUUCGAAGUUGCUCGGCACUGCAAAUUUUCUCGUACGUUGUCCCCGAGACGUGUCUAUCGAGUGCGACAUAUGCACGAACCCUAUCAAAGUUGGCGACCCGGCAAAAGUGCCGCUUGCCAGCACCAAAGCGGCUCUUAACUGUUGUUUGCUUAAAAAGAAACCCAUUGAAGUCUCGCUUGAGGAUAUAUUAGACGAAUGAUUUUCCGUGUGUCUGACGUCUUGUGAUGAGUUUAUGCGGCGGAGGUGUAUUGAGAUAUAGAAAAAGGCAAAACAAAACGGAAAACGAAAGUUCAUAAUCAACCGACGGUGCUGAUGCGCCGCGCCUGCGAGGUGGCUUGCGGCGCCCGCUCGCGUCGUCGACCCUUCAUCCAGUCUUCGUACAGUGCCGAUCCCUGCGGCGAGUUCCAUCGGUACCACUGCGAAGAUGAACGGGUAUCUUAUAACAGCACGGCGAGCCGAAACUCAAUCAAGCAGAAAAAGGAAGACCGCAGAGAUUUGUAAUAAAACCGCAAUAAACUAGCUCCGUAGUGAAAUAACAGUAAAACGACUUUACAGUAUCUGUGCAAUGAUGCGAAGAGGAGUGCGUUUGGCGGGUAGUGAUUUGUUCGCGGGGUGUUAGGGGGUGAGGGUGCAAAUGAGAAGGCGGCGCGGGCGGGGGGCGGGUCGGGCGCGGUGACUGCCCGCGCGCACCAUGCGCGGCGCGCUAUCGCUGCUGCUGCUGGCCGCCGCGAGCCUCACUGUUUCCGCGCAGAUCGCCUGGACACCCAUCUUCCUUGACGGUAGCAGUCAAGUGGAUCUUUGGACGCAGUCGUCGAGCGGUUGCGCGUGUCCCGGCGGCGUGGGCGAGGAAUGCGCGUGCUGCGUGCGCGACGGCGCCUGCCCCUGCGGCGAGGUGGCGCCCGCACGCUGCGCACAGUGCGGCCUCGAGCAGUAUUGUGCUAACAUGUGCAACAUAACAAUAGAUUCAAGGGUGCUCAAAUCAAAGUCAGGAAAGACAUUUGGCCAGAUUAAGUCGCCGUCCAUCGAAGGUCCGAGCUCUUGCUCGUACUUCCUUCAGCCGGAUGCUGGGCAGCGAGUGGAGAUACAACUGUACAGGCUUGUUUCGGUCGGGAGAUUUAAUGGUUCUAGUUGUGUAGGAGGAUGGAUACAGCUAGGCAGCGCAAGCGCAGUGCGGACGGACGGCGCCGUGGAGACGCGAUUGUGCGGCGCCAACGAGCGAUAUACGCCUCCAGUCGUCCUGUUUGCUGACCACGGAGCUUCCAUGCUUGAGUUUAAAAUAACCGAGAGGACGGUGAGAUCGCAAUUCCUAGCAUUCUUCAGCUUUACGUCUUUGAGCAAUACGCAAGGCGUGGGCUUUCAUCCGAAAGGCGGCUCGAGAAUACCACACACGGAUUGUGACUGGUUGUACCAAGAUGUGUCGUGUCGCGGUCCGGGAGCGUGUGUUCUCGCGAGCCCCGGUUAUCCGGGUCUGUACCCGCCUCACAGGAGGUGCAGGUACCUCUUCGCCACCAACUCAGUUCACACAAGGGUCAAAAUCAUCUUCACUUCCAUAUUACUUCCUAGAAACCAUUGUACGACGGAUUAUCUUACGCUGAGAGCCGGCAGCUCGCCGUCGGCCUCUCUGCUAGGGUCGCUUUGUUCAGAAAGGACCGCUACUUUAGAACACCCUGGGCCGAAUCUACUGCUAGAAUUCAAUUCAGGGCCAUUAGUGCCUCCGUACGAUUACAACGGGUUCAUCGCGAAGUUAGAGUUUAUUGAGAGGGUAGACAGCAGUGGUGCGCCACCUACAGUUAUACCGGCGUCGCCUCCGUUAGCUGCGCUUACGCAUCAUAAUUUAGAGAACGGUGAUGGUGCAUCCAUAGACGGUAACGGGGGAUCAAACGAAGUAUUCGGAAGCUCCGGCGGUCGUAUGGGCUGUGGCGCGACCAUUCGCGGGUUUGGCCCCGGCGGAUUGAGGUCCGGCCAUUUUGACACAAGGGCCACAUCGUGGCGCAGUCAAUGCGCUAUACAUUUGAUAGGAGCGUCUACUGAUGUGGUGCAAGUUUCGCUAUUUAAUUAUAAUUUAAGGUUACAAAGCUGUCGAUCUCAUAUUGAGAUCUUGGAGGGGCUUCACGAAUUUAAUACUAGAGAAAGGGGAGACAGGUCUGAGAGAGGAGACCGGGCUUUGCUCAGGGUAUGCGGGCCCGCUGUGAGGGAAGCCAGAGAUCCUUCUGGAAGGUUCCUUAUACGUCAAGCUGUGACAUCGAAGGGUGCUAACUUAACGAUUUUAGUGCGGCGAGCAUCUUCACAAACUGUGGAUGAGGAGGAAUUUGUAGAUGGCGCUUUUGCUUUCCAUGACGAACAACACGAAGGUACAGCGUCUCCUGACGCGACAUGUGCCGCCACACAUUACGGUCUGGCUGCGCCUGCGCAUGGUGGUGUCUCUGCCCCUUCACACCACCACAUAUUCUGGAAUAUUGAAGAGAGAUUGCUUUGCACUCAUCGGUUCAUACCAGCCUCCAAUCAGAGCGUUACUAUUGAGAUCCAACAUCUAGAUAGGAUGUGGAGUGCCGAGCCCACGGGCACGGUGGGGGCGUCCGGUUGCAGGACGGCAUGUGGCGACGCUGGUUGCGAAUGUCGCUCGACUACGCCACUCUACUACCACGACCACAUCGCGCUGGUCGCUGGCGAUGGUACUCAUCUAUCCUGCCUCUGUGGAGAUUUUCGGCCGGUGUGGUUGCCGGUGGUUGUUCGGAGUUGGACCAGCGUGCGUUUAGAAUACUCCGUGGCUCAUUACACGUACGCGAGCCGUGGGUUUGAUUAUGCAGCUGCUUAUAGUUUCAAUGACGACGCCACCUGCGGACAACGCACGUACACAACGCAUUCUGGUGAGAUAUCGUCGAGGAACGUGUCCGUUACCGGCUGCCUGAAUGAGUUUUUCUAUCAGCAAUGCACUUGGGUUCUCGAUUCCAACGUCGAGAGACAGCUUUUUAUUGAUAUCUCUUCUGAGCAGGAUAAGUCGUGCGGCUCGUGGAACAUAACGCUGCACGAGUGGUCCGGGCCGGGCGCGCAGAGCGACGCGGGCCUCGCCGGUGCCGCCGGCGAACUCUUGUACACGUUCUGUGCGCGCCAUAAAAACCACACGUACACGCUGCCCUGGCGACUUAACACUGUCGUUAUAAGGUUGGUAGCCCUGUCGCGACAGCAACCGUUGUACACGAUAAGAUGGCGGUCGCAAGUGGUACGAGCUAACAAUCGCUUGGGGCCACCGACGCCCGCGCCCGCGGCGUCAGCGGGGGCCAACACGCUGUUUCUAUCAAACACCUUUAUUCAUUCAUUUAUAGUGUUGUUUUUCAGAAACAAUAUACUAAUGAUUUAGUGGUGUUAGUGUAAUGAAUCGCGGGCGACUAUGAUUGCGUCAUAAUUCCGAUUGAUAUAUUUUUUUUAUAUAAAUAAAUUUGUGUCCAGAACCUUAUCCUAUUGCCGCAGUAAUUGCGUUAUUUUUAUGGACAAUUAACAUUUAUAUAUAGAAAUGAGAUAAUAUCGAACAUAUUUUGGUGGAAUACUGAACACGUGUCAUAAUCGCAAGCGGUUGAGUUUCGGUAGUAAAUUUUGUACAGUAAUGAAAGACUACAAGUGAAAUAUUGAAAUAUAUUUUGUAAAUAAAGGUAAAAUGGCUUAUACUAUUCUCACCUAGUAUAGAAGGCGGAAGAUCACUUUUAUAGAAAUCAUUAAUUCAUUUUAUUGUGUGCUACAUCAAUCGGGCUGUAAAACUAAUUUGUGCUUUGUAACGCAUAAAGAGGAAUAUUUUGCGCUUUAUUUGAAUCUGAAAUAGCAUUGUUGAGUAAAUUGUGUUUUCUUCAUGUAAUUCUAGUGUAUGUAAAGUAAUUAUAACUAGACUUAUAGCAGACUUAUUGUCAAUUAAAAUAGCGUCGUUUAUGUUUAUAAAUGAUAACUGUUAGUUAAAUGGUAUAUACAUGUGCUUUGGGAACGCUAAUAAAGAUUUAGUUACAUUGUGUAGUAAACAUUUUACUCUAAAAUGCAAAUGUUAGUCGAGAAAUACACGGAGAACUAAAAAAGUUUUAUUUUUUAAAUCAUGAUUGAUGUCCAAGAAACUAGAAAAUAAUUGGUAAUUAAAAUAGAUUUCGGAAUCUUGCAGAAUAUAAUUGUGUGUUCAUUUCAAUCAGCCUUAUUUUACAUUUACACGAAGUCCUGGUUUUGAAAGACGAUUUAUUUUUUAAAUAAAUAUCAAUUACAAAAUUAUUAUAUGAAUAAAAAAAUCUCUUAAGGUAAACGACUUUUUCGACAAGUAAGUACCUUUAUGUAGAGAACUGCUCUUUUCGCAUUCAUAUUAUACAAAUAAACAUAAUAUAUUUGUUGUUUUUUUCGUAAUGACAUUUAACUAUUUUAAUCACACAAACGAUAAUUACAAUAAAUGAACAUUUCUAAAAUUAAUAGAAAAAUAAAUGAUAAAAUUUAGUUAUAGAAAAAUGUCGAGUGUCGUUAUUUACUUUAUUCCAUAGAAUAUUGAAUUAUACUGCUAACGCCAGCAAAAGAGUUUGACGAUAAGAUCAUUUUGACGUACGUGCUCUCCAGUUCAAUCGGCUUCGGACACAAUUUAAAAAAGUUUUGACUACAAUGUUAAUUAAGAAACAACCAGCACCAAUUCUAAAGGUAGUUUAUUUAUAUAGAACGUUCAUUUUAUUUCGCAAAUGUACAUACAUCUUAAUUAUUUCCUAAUUAGGAAUGGAAAAAUUCAAAACUUAACGUAGUCAAAUAUCAAUGUGUAUUUGAAUUGUCUCCAUUGUAUUUCGUGUAAUUAGCAGGUUCUAUAAAACGUAUUGUUUACUUGUUGACUGUAUAUUCUUGCUACCUGUAUUUGAUAUUAUUUUUAAAGAAUAAUCAUGACGAUGAAACGAUCACAUGAAGUUGAUUGUAUUUUAUUUAAAAUUCAUUGGACUGAUUUGUAUCUAAAAUUAUUAAAUCACAUGAAGUCACGAAUUAGGCUGAAUAUUUAAAUUCAUGCGAACACUCGCACUAGAAUAUGAAUAUUAUGCAUUAUUAAUUAUGUACAUUAUAUCAUCUCACUGAAUCCACUUGAUGCGGACAUUAAUUAUCAUGAACUAUGCGUUCCUACACCUAAUAAUGCUCAUUAGAGCUAAUUUUGCUUUUAUUAAACCAUUGUACAAUGAACUCCACAUAUUAUGUAGUAAGGAAUUAAUUAAUCGCACCUCUUUUAUGAAACAUAUAUACGUAAUACGUAUUUUAUACUUUUACUACAAAUAAAUUUAUUAAUGGUAUAUUUUUUUCGUGUGUAUAAUUCAUUAGAUUUAUUGUAAUCAUACAUGAGCAAAUUUUGUCUUGUACAAUGGUUUUAAUAAUACCUUAAAAUACAUUAAAAUAAACCUUAGUUUGUAGUUAAAGAGGCAUGGACGUUUUAAUAUUUCUGUUGUUAAAAUCAUAAUUAUUAGACAACGCCACGCAAAAAUAGAUAAUAUUUUGCUGACGCUAAGUCAUGAAUUUGAAAAUGGUAAAAGCUUUAUAAUAUUUUUGGUGAUAGGUUGUCGUUUUUAAUCGUAUUUCUGUGUAUAAUAAUCACUUAAUUUAUAAACCAUAUAGUGAAGUAGAUGUAAAUAGCUCAACAUUGAAGACUUUACAUAUAUAACAUGUAUGUAUUUAAUUAAAUGUUGCAUGUGUGAAGUCUCCAAUACAUUGUACGUUUACUAACGAGACGGUAUUAUUAGUUAGAUGACUCUGUAAGUUUAAUAAGUAAUGUUUGUUACACGGAAAUAGAUAAACUGAAUGCA